This is a messenger RNA of Erigeron canadensis, 2067 nucleotides long. RefSeq names its product heat shock 70 kDa protein 1-like. Gene Ontology annotation, biological process: cellular response to unfolded protein; protein refolding. Gene Ontology annotation, molecular function: ATP-dependent protein folding chaperone; heat shock protein binding; ATP binding. NCBI's taxonomy places the organism in Eukaryota, Viridiplantae, Streptophyta, Magnoliopsida, Asterales, Asteraceae. The record is from RefSeq and is a predicted model, not a curated record. Gene Ontology annotation, cellular component: cytoplasm. Bases 76 to 1926 code for a protein of 616 amino acids. The transcript has 2 exons.
AGUUACAAAGGUAGAUCAAUAUAUAGAAAGCAAAAUAUAAUAUAGAAUAAUUUCACAUUGAGUAUUGAAGGUAUAAUGGAGGGAAAAGAAAAUGAAGCACCAGCUAUCGGAAUAGACCUUGGAACAACAUACUCAUGUGUUGCAGUAUGGAAUCGUAAUCGAAUAGAAAUCAUAACAAAUGAUCAAGGCAACCGAACCACACCAUCGUGUGUUGCUUUUCUUGAUGAAGAUCGUCUCAUCGGUGAUGGUGCCAAGAACCAAGUAGCCAUGAGGCCUGCCAGCACCAUAUUUGAUGCAAAGAGAUUGAUUGGGAGGAAAUUUAGUGAUUCCAAGGUGAAGGAAGACAUGAAGUUAUGGUCUUUCAAGGUCAAAGAAGGGGCAGAUGACACACCAAAGAUUGUUGUCAUUUACAAAGGUCAAGAGAAGGAAUUCUUGGUUGAAGAAAUUUCAUCCAUGAUUCUUGGCAAGAUGAAAGAAACCGCUGAGGCUUACCUUGGAAAAGUUGUGAAAAAUGCUGUGAUAACUGUCCCGGCUUACUUUAAUGACUCCCAACGUCAAGCGACAAAGGAUGCAGGUACUAUUGCUGGCUUAAAUGUCAUACGCUUGAUCAACGAGCCCACAGCAGCUGCAAUUGCAUAUGGUCUAGACAAUAAGUCUGAUAUUAUUGACAAGAUUAUAAAUGUGCUCAUCUUUGAUUUGGGUGGGGGUACUUUUGAUGUCUCUUUGUUGACAAUUGAGAAAGGGGGUAUUUUUGAAGUGAAAGCUGUUUCUGGUGACACUCAUUUAGGAGGGGAGGAUUUUGAUAACAACAUGGUGGAUUACUGUAUCCGAGAAUUCAAAAGGAAAUGGAAAAAGGACUUGACAGGGAACAAAAGAGCACUCGGGAGGUUAAGGUUUGCUUGUGAAAAUGCAAAAAGAAUCCUCUCGAGUGCAACUCAGACAUCAAUCGAGUUGGAUUGCUUGCAUGAAGGGAUUGAUUUUUCAAUGAAAUUUACUCGAGCUAAAUUUGAAGAGGUCAAUAUGAGUUUGUUUGCUACGUGUAUCAAGACGCUAGAGAACUGUUUAAGCGAUGCAAAGAUGGAAAAGUCAUGGGUGGAUGAAAUUAUUCUUGUUGGUGGUUCGACAAGGAUACCUAAGAUCCAGACUAUGUUGCGCGAGUUUUUUGACUGGAAGGAGCUCUCCAUGAGCGUGAACCCUGAUGAGGCUGUUGCAUAUGGUGCAGCUGUUAUGGCAUCAAAGUUAAGCGGUAAUAAAGAAAAUAGUAGUGUUCAAGAUUUGGUAUUACUAGAUGUCACUCCUUUGUCACUUGGUAUAGAAAUAACUGGAAAAGUAAUGAGUGUUUUGAUACCACGAAACACUCCAAUCCCUACAAAGAAAACCAAUAGUUAUUGCACAGCUGACAAUCAACGUACCACACGUAUCAGCGUGUAUCAAGGUGAGAGACCAAGAUGUACGGAUAACCAUUUGUUGGGGGAGUUCACUGUUUCUGGAUUUCUAAGAACUCCAAAAGGAGUCCCGAAUCAUAAUGUAUGCUUUGAAAUAGAUGCCAACGGUAUCAUCACGGUCACUGCUGAAAUGUUAUUCACGGGUAAGACAGACACACUGACCAUAACAAAUGAAACUGGGAGGCUAUCCAAAGAAGAGAUCAAGAAGAUGGUAAAAGAUGCCGAAAGGUACAAACUCGAGGACCAAGAAUUCAAGAAGAAAGCGGAAGCAUUCAAUGCGUUAGAGGAUUUCAUAUACAAGAAGAAGAAUAAGCUUAAAGAAUAUGAAGUUCAAGCGAAGUUGGACUCCAAGAGUCUGGAGCACAUCGAGCGUGCUAUUGCUGAUGCGAUCGAGUGGAUUGAGGAUAAUCGAGCUGCAGCUGUUGACGAGAUUGACAGAAUGAUGGUAUUCCUAGAGUUUGUUUGCAAGCCACUUAUUUAGUUCAUCAAUUGUGUUAUUAUAUAUAUAUGGUCAUUCAACUCUGUUACUGUAUUAUUUAUUUCCAAGCUUGUGUUACAUUUUGUAUCUUGUUAGCAUCGAAACUGAAGGGUAAAAUGCAUUUAAAUUCUAUUCCUUGACAUA